AUGGAGGUGUGGGAAGCCCUGGCCAAAAUGCAGCCAGACCUCAUCUGUCGCAUCUGUCUGGACUACAUCAAUGACCCUGUCACCAUCGACUGCGGCCACAGCUUCUGCGACUCCUGCAUCCACAUGUCAUCGAAGGAACUGCAGGACACAUUCCCUUGUCCCGUGUGCCCGCAGUCCCGCCAGGAGAUGCGCGUCAGUGCCAACGCCCAGCUGGGCAGGCUGGUGGACCUGGCCAAGCUCCUGCACAGCUCCAGGAGCAGCGAGAUGGCAGUGGCAGAGGAGGGCAGGUGUGAGGAGCACAGGCAGGGAGUGAGCCUCUUCUGCGAGGAUGACCAGGAGCUGGUGUGUCCCCAGUGCGCCCAGAGCCCUACCCACCAGGGCCACCAGGUCAGGUCCAUAGGCGAGGCAGCGGCUCAUCACAGACAGAGGCUUGGUGACUGCAUCAAGUCCCUGAAGAAGCAGCUGGUAGAGCUGCAGAAGCUAGAAGUCGCCCAAGACAGAAACAUCCUGCAGCUGAGAGAGGACAUGGGAAAGCACAGGAAUCAACUGGCCUUGGAAUUUGAGCAGCUCACCCAGUUUGUGGAGCGUGAGCACGAGGCCGCGCUCUGCAGGCUGACAGAAGAGGACAAACGCCUGCAGCAGCAGCUCAGGGACAACCUGGAGGCCUACUCGGACCACAUCUCGGAGCUGAAGGACCUCAGACGGGAGGUGGCAGAGCGGAGCGUGAUGUCUGAGGAGAUGGUGCUGAGGGGCGUGAGGGGCCUGCAGCAGUGCUGUGUGGGCCUGCAGCCCCCGGCCGUGCAGCCCCUGCGCUUCUGGCCCGUGGCCUACAGCCUCCCUCCUCUGCACUCGCUGCUCAACAGCAUCAUCCGGAGAUUCCGAGAGCGCAUCAGCCUGGACCCCGACACGGCCCACCCCAGCCUGCGCGUGUCCCAGGACCUCUAG
Molecule: messenger RNA, 945 nt
Organism: Sorex fumeus (smoky shrew)
Lineage: Eukaryota; Metazoa; Chordata; Mammalia; Eulipotyphla; Soricidae
Product: tripartite motif-containing protein 75-like
Exons: 1
Coding region: 1-945 (314 amino acids)
Molecular function (GO): zinc ion binding
Source: RefSeq, a predicted model, not a curated record